This is a messenger RNA of Dama dama (fallow deer), 2630 nucleotides long. It is a transcript of the gene SIRT5, whose product is annotated as sirtuin 5. Gene Ontology annotation, molecular function: NAD+ binding; protein-succinyllysine desuccinylase activity; protein-malonyllysine demalonylase activity. The coding region runs from base 1256 to 2188 and encodes 310 amino acids. The transcript is spliced from 10 exons. NCBI's taxonomy places the organism in Eukaryota, Metazoa, Chordata, Mammalia, Artiodactyla, Cervidae. The record is from RefSeq and is a predicted model, not a curated record.
CCAGGGGAUCUUCCCGACCCAGGGAUCGAACCCGGGUCUCCUGCAUUGCAGGCAGACACUUUAACCUCCGAGCCACUUGGAGAAUAUCUUGUAAAUUAAUGGAAAAUUUAGCAAAACAAUUCCUACAUUCAUUAAAAAAACUCAUGAUUUUUUGUCUUAUAAGUGUUUUUAUUUAAUAUUACAAUUUAGAAUUUUAUCUAAUUUCCAGUUGACAAUCAGCAGCAGUUUGAAAUACUUCAGCUUUUUAGUACCUUUUAAAGUUUUAACUAUAAAACUAAAACUUACAGUUUUAGUUAUGCUAAACUUGUAGUUUUUAACUACAAGGCUGAAUAGUAUUCCCCUGGAUGAAACACAUCCAGUGAUGAGCUAUAUCUGUUAUGGAUGAACCACAGUUUGUUUAUCCGUUUAUAAAUUGAUAGGCCUUUGGUUUGCUUCCAGCUUUUGACCUGCUACCAUCUGAUAGGCCUGUUGAAUGUAAAUAAUUUCACAGGACACCAACAUCAAACAAGGCUAGCUGUAAUCAUGAUCAAUCAGGACAAAAAUAAGACAACUUCAUAAUUAGGCCUGAAACCAGAUAUAAGUAAGAACUUUCUCUAAACCACAAAAGUGACAAGACACCCUCCUAUCUUGGCUGAUAGGAGGGCCUGUUGCCUCUUGACCAAUCCGGCUCAAGCUUUACUUCACUCCCUCCUCUUUAGAUCACGUUCACUGAAAUAUCCACUAAAAGGAAACUUUUCCCAGACAACAUCCAGCGUAGAUCAGAGCCUCCUUCCAUGACUCUCCCCAGCCUUACCCAACACAAGCCCAAACCCUUUUGUCCUAACUUCGUCAAGAUGAGCUUCUCUGGUGACUCACUGGUAAAGAAUCUGCCUGCAAUGCAGGAGAUGCAGGUUCGAUCCCUAUGCUGGAAAGAUCGCCUGGAGGAGGAAAUGGCAACCCACUCUAGUGUUCCUGCCCGGAAGUCGCAUGGAGAGAGGGGCCUGGCGGGCUACAAUCCAUGGGGUUGCAAGAGACACACUACUUAUGGACUAAGCCACCACCACCGAGGUCAUCAAUAUGUCGCCAAUAUGCCUGCAGCUCCUCACCGUGAGCUGCUCCCUCCUUGCGCUUGCUCAGCUGCAGGCACCUUGGAGCGCUUGAGAGUGCACCGUGUAAAUAGCCGGUUUAGACGGUGUUUGUGUGAACACCAUGAAGAUUGCUACUGAAGAUUUUUGUUAAGGUCCGUCUCAAUUGUUAGUGCAACACAGAAAACCUGAUGCCACCUCUCUGGAUCGUCCGGAACCGAUUGUUUUCCCAGCUGUAUUGUGGACUGAAGUCUCCAAUCUCCACACAAACCAAGAUUUGCCUAACAAUGGCUCGUCCAAGUUCAAAUAUGGCCGACUUCCGGAAGUGUUUUGCGAAAGCCAAGCACAUAGUCGUCAUUUCUGGGGCCGGCAUCAGCGCUGAGAGUGGGGUUCCGACGUUCAGAGGAGCGGGAGGUUACUGGAGGAAAUGGAAAGCCCAGGACCUGGCCACCCCGCAGGCCUUCGCCCGGAACCCGUCCCAGGUGUGGGAGUUCUACCACUACCGGCGGGAGGUGGUGCAGAGCAAGGAGCCCAACGCCGGGCACCUGGCCAUCGCCGAGUGCCAGGCCCGGCUGCACGGGCAGGGCCGACAGGUGGUGGUCAUCACCCAGAACAUCGACGAGUUGCACCGCAAGGCUGGCACCAAGAACCUUCUGGAAAUCCAUGGUAGCUUAUUUAAAACUCGAUGUACCUCUUGUGGAGUUGUGGCUGAGAACUAUAAGAGUCCAAUUUGUCCGGCUUUAUCAGGAAAAGGGGCUCCAGACCCCACAACUCAAGAUGCCGGAAUCCCAGUGGAGCAACUGCCCCGGUGUGAAGAGCCAGGAUGCGGGGGCCUGCUGCGACCUCACGUGGUGUGGUUUGGAGAAAACCUGGACCCUGCCAUCCUGGAGGAGGUCGACAAAGAGCUGGCCCUCUGUGACUUGUGUCUCGUGGUGGGGACUUCCUCCGUGGUCUACCCUGCCGCCAUGUUUGCCCCCCAGGUGUCAGCCCGCGGCGUGCCCGUGGCCGAAUUCAACAUGGAAACCACCCCGGCCACGAACAGAUUCAGGUUUCAUUUCCAGGGACCAUGUGGGACAACUCUUCCUGAAGCCCUCGCUCCUCAUGAAACUGAAACUGUUUCAUAGCCAUCCUGGGGAAGGAAGAAACCUAAGUACCAAGCCACCAGCAGGGGAGGCAGCCUUGUGGGUGGUGAGCCAAAUACUGGAAAGUCUGAAAAUAUCUUUUGAUUGCCGGGCUGGAAUCCAAACUGCUGAUGGUUGAUGGGGACUUGGAAGCAACAGUAGUAACUGUGUUUAGAAGGAGAAGUCACAGGACUUCUGAAGUCAGUUCCUGUUAUUUUAUUUGAUCCUAAACAUAAGUCUGAUGUGUUUGGUUGGUUACUGGGUAACUUUGUAAUUAGAUUGUCUAAAACAAAGUGAUUCUGCUGAUUGUGUUUUUGCUAUUUGGGCAGAGAUAGAAAUAGAGGGGUAAAACUCGGGUAUUUCUGAUUGUUGCCCAAGGUUUGGUGGAAAAUGAAAUCACUCUCUAUGCAGGUAACUUAUUGCAUAAAAAUGUUAGCCCAAGAGA